Messenger RNA from Hordeum vulgare subsp. vulgare (domesticated barley), 1447 nucleotides. Its product is annotated as calcineurin B-like protein 2. Gene Ontology annotation, biological process: calcium-mediated signaling. Gene Ontology annotation, molecular function: kinase binding; calcium ion binding. The record is from RefSeq and is a predicted model, not a curated record. Bases 345 to 1022 code for a protein of 225 amino acids. Lineage: Eukaryota; Viridiplantae; Streptophyta; Magnoliopsida; Poales; Poaceae. The transcript has 9 exons.
GAGGCAGAGGCAGAGGCAGAGGGAAACAAAACGACGGGGCGGAGACGAGACGCGUCCCGUUCGCGCACGCUACUCGAUUGAUUGCUUCCUUCCGCCCGCUGCUCCGCUGCCGCCACAGCUCCUCCCUCCUCCUCCUGCUCGAGUCCCCCGGUGCCCUAGCCAGCCCGCUGCCACUGGCGGCGAGCGAGAGUCCGGAUCGCGGGCGCCGCGCCGCUCCUUCCCCUCCCCUACCGGAGGGAGACCCCGCCGAGGAUCGAGGACCGGCCGGCCGCGGAAUGGGCGGCCGCGAUGACUAGCGGGGGUCGCGCGGCGGCGUUGUUGGCGGAGGCAGCGGGGCGCAUACCAUGGUGCAGUGUCUCGACGGCGUCAAGCACCUCCUCGCGGUCCUCUUCAAGUGCUGCGACCUCGAGCUCAAGCAGCCCCGGGGGCUCGAGGACCCCCAGGUCCUCGCGCGGGAGACCGUCUUCAGCGUGAGCGAGGUCGAGGCGCUGUACGAGCUCUUCAAGAAGAUCAGCAGCGCCGUCAUCGAUGACGGGCUGAUUAACAAGGAGGAGUUCCAGUUGGCGCUCUUCAAGACGAGCAAGAAGGAGAGCCUCUUCGCUGAUCGUGUAUUCGAUUUGUUCGACACAAAGCACAAUGGAAUUUUAGGGUUUGAAGAGUUUGCUCGUGCACUCUCAGUGUUUCACCCAAAUGCUUCAGUUGAAGAGAAAAUUGACUUUUCAUUCCAGCUAUAUGAUCUUAAGCAACAAGGCUUCAUUGAGAGACAAGAGGUUAAGCAGAUGGUUGUUGCCACACUUGCGGAGUCAGGAAUGAAUCUGUCUGAUGAAAUUAUAGAGAACAUAAUUGAUAAGACGUUUGAGGAGGCAGACACAAAGCAUGAUGGAAAAAUUGACAGGGAAGAGUGGCACAAUCUGGUUCUUCGACAUCCUUCUUUACUGAAGAACAUGACUCUUCAGUAUCUCAAGGACAUCACCACGACAUUUCCAAGCUUCGUCUUUCAUUCUCAGGUCGACGAUACCUGAAAUUCUUGCAGUUCUUUCGAAUCGGAACAUAAGAAGAUAAGCUUGCAGUAAUUUUGUAAGGUUUUGGCAUCGGACUGUUUGGAACAUUGGAUCGGAUGAGAGAUAGAGGCAUUGCUGCUCUGAAGGAUGUUGAAUUUGAGAACGCAAAUUGUUGUUAAAUAACUUUGCUUCUUCCAUUUGAAGAAUUUAGAACUGUUGGGAGCCUUCGGGCAAGGUGUUAUCUCUUAUCUGAAAUUCCCAUUUUCUCCUCUCCCCGUUUUUGUUUUUUGGCUGGUUAGCGAUCAGGUCCAAUUCUCUGAGAACUCUGCUGUGUGUACAGAAAUGCAAACAGCCUUGAUAUUGUUUGUCAUCUUUUGCUGGGAAGUUUCUCCAUCGCUUUGCAAUCUAUAGUGAAGUGGAGCAGAAAAUGGAUUGGAUUUUGUUUA